Ostrea edulis (European flat oyster) is the source of this 4475-nucleotide messenger RNA. RefSeq lists its product as uncharacterized. The record is from RefSeq and is a predicted model, not a curated record. Lineage: Eukaryota; Metazoa; Mollusca; Bivalvia; Ostreida; Ostreidae. The coding region runs from base 252 to 2264 and encodes 670 amino acids. The transcript has 3 exons.
UCACUGUUCAUUAUCUUCACCUUGCAUAUAUGGCUCAUGACGCGUUUAGGUGGUCAACAGGGGAUGCAUGUUCCUCCCAGCCACAUGCAUUCACCGCUUUUGUGUUCAGGGAUUCGUGUUUACACAACUUUGUAUUCCUUUUGAGAGUUACGGGAUUCAUCACUGUUUAUUAUCUUCACCUUUUCAUUAGUCAGAUAAGGAUGCACAUGUAACGGUAUAUCUAUUUUUCAGUUGUGGUUGGAAUAUAUCUUAUGUUGGCAAUUGUCAUCGUUAUCGCCGUCAGAAUAAACCGGAUGACGAAAAGGCUAGAUGUCGAGAUCAAACAGAUAGAAGCACGGAUCCAGCGUGAACUGUUAAAUAUAACUUGCAUGUUGUUGCAUCGAGAGUUACAGCGUAUGGUUCGACGAAGGCUUCGACAAAGGUCAACCAGAUACCAAUCUAUUGCAGAGGAUCACUAUGAAUUGACCCCGAUUGUGAACGAUCCAUAUGAACCUCCUCUUCGAAGAUCUGCAACAUUAGCAGAAACAGAAUACCAAUAUGUUGCUCCAUACGAAACUCCCAAAGAAGGCUGUUUUUGUAGAUAUUGCUUGGACCAAGCUGCCAAUCAUCCCCCAAACAGCUUACCAGAAGUAGAUGGAGCGCAUGGUACAGCAAGAGCAUAUGACAGUCUGCAAGGAAUUUUCGCAGAGAAACCCUUCCUUGACAGAACUACUUCAGAGAAACAUUCGCAGUAUUCUCUUCUCAAUAACCCGCCUGAUGUUUACUCGCUAAGCGGCAAAACAAGAGCACUGAUCCAUAAUGAUCACUCCCAAUCCACAGAACGGCGUCUAUCCCGAAGAAGAAUGCGCCGUGGAAGAAAAUCCGGACUUAACGAUUAUGAUGAUGACGGCAUUAAUGGUAAUUGGAUAGAACUGGAGCGGAUUAAGCAAAGACAAGAAGAAGCCGAAGAUGCGGAGUUCAUAUCGCAAUUGCUAUCCGAUGUGAAGAGAGAACCUAUCACUGAUGUUUUACCCGGUAUCAGCCCAUUCAAAAUACCAAAAACAUUGCCAAAUUAUAAACGAGAAGAGGCAAAAGAAUCCAUCGCCCUUUCGGAAUUUAGCUUUUUAGAAUUAGAAAUACAAGAAGUAGAUGAUGCCAUCAAUGCCAACUAUACUGAGAAAGAGAAACCCAGUUUCAAGAAUGAAACAUUAUCGGAUGCCGGAACAACUAAAACCACCAACGAUGCACCUAACGAGUUGUUUUCUAGUUCGAAUAUAAAAAGCAAAGCAGAAGAAAACAAUGUGGCACCUACAAAAGGAGUUUGCAUUGCAGAGGUGAAUUUUGAUGUAGGAAACAGCGGCGGCGAGUCGAAUUCAUCAGACUACUUAAAACCAAUGCCACACAAAAACACGGGAGAUAAUUCAAGCGAAAAGCAAACCAGUUUAACAACUGAGUUUUGCCUUGCAGAAGUAAAUUUUGAUGUUGAAGAUAACGAGGGAGACUCAGAAUCAGAGCAAUAUGGCAAAGAAAACGGUUCAAACGAAAAACAAAUCAUUGACAUCGCUGGACUUUGUAUUGCUGAGGUGAACUUUGAUGUUCAAAACAUCGAAGCACUCAAUGUAUCACCAAACAAUACACAGCCAAUGGCGGACAGAGACAACAAGGAAGAUAACAUGUCAAUCGCGUUCUCUACCGGACUAUGCAUUGCAGAGAUAAAUUUUGACAUUGAAAACACAGAAAAGGUAUCUGAUUCAUCAGACUACCUAGAGCCAAUUGAAUUAGAUUCUGGAACACACACACUGCAAGACGAGAAAACCGACAUUGAAACAUACGAAACAUUGCAAAAUGUCACCGACACCAUGGUUAACAUUCCCAACAUUGAGACCGCCAAUGAAUAUUCCAUUCAAGGUGAAGAUGCUGGUUUCAAUAUUUGUUUGGCAGAUCUGAACAACUUCCAAGAUAUUUUGUCAGAAGUUGAAUAUAUGGAAGAAUCUAUAUUAGACAUCGGGUAUUCCUCAAGCAAAGAAUACGAACGAUUGAGGACGUCUACAGAGAUCGUCAUGAAUGCACCGGAGGAAAAGCACAGGGAAGAAACAACAGUCAUGUCUGCUGAUACAGGACUCAAUGUUUGUUUUGCAGAACUGCAAAAUUUUGAACAACUGCUCUUAGAAUCUGAGACAGUGGAAGAGACAGCAUCGGACAAAUCACAUGAAAGUCAUUAUGACACAAUUAAGAUCGACGUCGACGUCAACCAUAGCGAUGAUUCUGACACCAUUUCUGAGUGAUCACAGAGAUGACAUCCUAAUGGCCGGGUAUAAAGAGAACCAUCUAGCGAAUUUUAUGAAGAUAUCCAGCAAAAGACAUGGUAUGCAGAGAACCAGCUUAUACUUUGUAUACAGAGAACCAGCCAAGACGUAGUGUAGAAAGAACCAGCUAAGUCUUGGUAUACAAAAAUGAAAAUCAGUGUUUUGUAAAGGCUACAUAAAUGACAGACAUAUAUUUUACAAUUCAGUAUGCUUUAUGGAAAUUCUAUAUCAUUAUCACAUGUUUGUUUGAUUUUGUACUUCUUGUGUCUUGAGUAGUCAACAGCACACUUUUAUGUCUGGGUAUUUUUCUAAUUAGAAAAACGUACUUAUUCACACACCGAAUGUAGGGUUUUGAUUUGGAAAUUUAUUGAAAACCAGAAGUUUUCGUUGAAAAAAAAAUGCAUUUGAUUUUUACAAUUCAUUGAUGUACCUUUUCUGACACGAUAUAAACGUUUGAUUUGUUUACUGUAAAUACUUGUAUUAAGACAUAAUUGUACAAUCUGUCGACAUAUGUUUAUGCUGUUAUACAAUUUGCACAUAUUUUUCACUGGAUAUAUUGAUUUCAUUUUAUGCGUAUUUGUGUUGAGCUAUAUGUAUUUAUGCAGACUUCUGUCGUUGGUAUGGAUGAACAUCGUAUUGUUUCCAUAACUAGCAAAAAAAAAAAAAAACAAGAAAGGAAACAUUCAUUGAAGAUGGGAGAUGACUUUGUUAUUAUACUAUCAUUCUGUAAAAGAAAUAUGCUCAAUAUACUAACAAAGCUAUUGCUUUUGUGAACGUUUGGCUUUGGGUUUUUGUGUUGGAAUUCUUAAGAUGACAACCUAAGCAAAUAUCUCCCAUUGAUCUAACAAUACAUUUUACAUGUAGUUUGUUUAAAAAAGACCUGUCUGUAUACUCACUGUUUGUUGUCCUCCCUUGUUUUUAUUAUUUACAUGUUAUAAUCUAUGCAACUUUGUGUUUUUUCUGCUGUAUGUACAUUUAUGUAUGUGCUUCUGAUAUAUAUAGUUUCAUAUUCAUGUUUAAAAAGGAUGUCAGCCACUGUGAAGAUGUAUUACUCCUCGUUAAAGAAAUGAUAUUUAAUACACAAGUUUCUGAUUAGAUAUAUAACCAUGUAGUAUGUAGAUUCAAAGUUUUUUAUCCCCAGGUUUCUGUAUUCAAAAGAAUGGUUUGAAGUUUUAAAUGUAAGUUUAUAGGAAAGUUCGCUAAAACAUGUAUUUUUAAUAACCAGAAGGCUACUUUUCCAAAAUAAAUAAAUAAAUAUGCAAACAUCCUAUUGCACGGCAAAUUCAAUAGCACCCAAAUCAUUUCAACUGGGAUUAUAGUGGGGGUUACAUGACUUAGAUCAAUAUCGAGAAUUAAUGUUUCACAUAAAAAUAGUUCAGUUGAGCAAUAUGGAUCACAGAUGAUAUUUCACUUUUCUUCUUGAAAGUAUCAUGAUUACUACUACUACUACUGCAAGUACGACUACUAUUAUUAUUACUACUACUACUACUACUACAGUUACAACUACUACUACUAUCAAUACUACUACUACUACUAUUAGUAUUACUACUAUUACAACUACUUCUACUACUACUACUACUAGUUUUAUCAUUAUUACUACUUUUACAACUACUUCUACUACAUUGUACUUCUAUUAUCAUUGUUGUUAUAUGGAUGUAGUAUUAUCACUGCUAUCUUUAUCAUUACUAAUAUUAUCACUACCCUUAUUAUCAAGGCUAUUAUUAUCAUCAUUGCAUGUUGUUUCCCCAUUGUUGUUAUUUUUAUUAUAAUCAUUAUUAUCAUUGAUUGUUAUACUAUGUUGUUUCUAUUAAGAUUAUUGCAUGUUUGAGUAUUUUUAUUGCAUUUAUUAUUAUUAUUAUUAUUAUUAUUAUUAUUAUUAUUAUUAUUAUUGCUAUUAAUAUAUACGCUAUUAUUAAUAUUGUUGCAUUUUUAUUUUCCAUUUAGUAUUCGUAUUAUUAUGAUUAUUAUUGAUUUUUACUAUUAUAUUGUUUCUAUUAUGAUUGUUGCAUGUUUUAAUAUUUCCUAUUGUAGUUAUAAUCACUAUCCUUAUUGAUUUUUCUAUUAUAGUAUUGGUUUUAUAAUUAGCUCAUGUUUACUUAUUUUUAUUGUAUUUAAUAUCAUUUUGUUUUUAUACUCAUUAUAUUCAAUCAAAAUCUAAUUUUAAAAAAUGUCAAAUAUUUAGCAUGGUAU